AUGGAUGCCGAUGCCGAUCACAUCUACAUCGAUGACGAUGCUGGUAUAUUCAGUAUUGCCAAUGACUGCUACAGUACGUACGGUGACGCCCUCACUGGUGAAGAAAACGUUAUUUCAGCAGUGCACGCGAAGAUCACUGCUGUUAACAAGGCUGACUCCGCAGAGGAAUUCUACUGCCUCGCGAAGCGGUUGUCCGCUUCGUUCAAGACUUUUUUGCAGAUGCAAUAG
Peronospora matthiolae is the source of this 228-nucleotide messenger RNA. NCBI's taxonomy places the organism in Eukaryota, Oomycota, Peronosporomycetes, Peronosporales, Peronosporaceae. The record is from the annotation of a GenBank genome assembly.